UUCUUUUUCUUCUGUUUCAUCGGCUUCCUGCCUUGAACUGCAGUUGCUAUGGAUUUAGAGAAUGAGGAACUACAGAGAUGUUUGCAAAACCGCCGCUCAACUGUUAACUGCCUGUCAAAAGGUGUGAAGGACAACAAAACAUUCCCAUUUUCCCAGGAGAAAUCAGUCAAAGCAUGGAAAUCUCUGGAGAAUUUGGAGACUCCUGUCCCCAGAACAGAGGGCCCUAAAGCUGGAUAUGGAGCCGAAAGGCAACAUCAGCACAUCAAUGUUAAUAUUGGGGGUAAGUUGUUUCAUAUACCCAAACAGUGUGCCUUAAAAUAUCCUCAAACCCGAAUAGGCUCAUUAGCCCUCUGCAGGGACAAAACAAAACUCCUCAUGCUGUGUGACGACUACUCUGUGCGAAAGAACGAGUUCUUCUUUGACCGUGACCCUUACUUCUUCCACCACAUCUUCAACUUCUACACAACUGGGGUGCUGUGGAUCAUACGGGAAAUGUGCCCCAUCAACUUCGAGGAGGAGAUCGAAUACUGGGGCCUGAACUUAAAGGACACACAGCUCUGCUGCUGGAUGGUGUUCCAGGAGAAGGUCGACGAGCUGAGGGACAACCUGAAGGUGGAGAGGGAGCUGUUGGCUGAGAUCGAGACGAAGUACGACAACGCACGUUUCAAGGACAUGAUGUUCGGAAAUAUACGGAAGACUCUGUGGGACAUUGUGGAGAAUCCAUAUUCGUCAAUUCUAGCAAAGGCUUUCUGUGUGGUCUCCAACCUUUUCGUGCUCUUCUCCAUCGUCGCAAUGACUCUCAACACCGUGGAGGAGCUCCAGGAGUAUAGAAUUAACAACAGAACCCACAUGGAGUGGGUGGAGAUGAUCACCAUUGUGUUCUUCACCUUUGAAUAUGUAAUUCGCCUUGUCACCACUCCUAACAUCAACAUGUUUCUGAAGAGCGGACUCAAUUUUGUGGACAUGGUGGCAGUCAUGCCUUAUUUUGUCCAGAUGGUCUUUGAAGUCUUUGGUAACGCCGAAGACACGAAUGCACAGGAAGACCUCAGGGCCAUGGCUCGAGUCAGCCAGGUCCUCAAGGUCAUCAAGCUGCUGCGGAUCUUUCGGAUUUUGAAGCUGGCUCGACACUCAACGGGCAUGAGAGCGUUUGGGUUCACUCUGCGGCAGUGUUACCAGCAGGCCUCGUGCAUUCUCCUUUUCAUUGCCAUGGGAAUCUUCACUUUCUCUGCUCUUCUUCACUCAGCCGAGCGGGAAACCGAGGGAUCUCCUAUCAGCAGUAUCCCAUAUGCCUGGUGGUGGGCUGCGGUCAGCAUCUCCACUGUGGGCUACGGGGAUGUGGUUCCCGUCACCAUACUGGGUCGCUUUGUGGCCUUCGGCUGCAUCUCAUUUGGAAUCAUCCUCAACGGCAUGCCGAUCUCUUUCCUCUUCAACAAGUUCUCUGAUUACUACUCCAAGCUAAAAGCCCAGGAGUACAACACCAUCUUACUGAAGCGGCGCUUUCUGCUGAACAAGCGCCUCCGCCGCAAACUGGACAUGUGUUUUCAUCCCUCGGAGGAAGACAAUAACACAGAGAGCCACGGCAGACACUGAACUGAAUCUUAAAAUGACAUGUGAUAACGUGCUGCUUGUCUUCAGCGUGAAUGAGCUGCUCGGUAAACUUUCAACUGAGUUUUCACGCGUGACAGUGUGUUCGCUUCACACACUGAAUAGAAGGACGUGGAGGAUGUGAGAUGAAAACCAGACAGGAAGAAGAAGCGGAGGCUAUCUUUGCACAGAUACUGUUACCAUCACUCCUUUGUCUUCAGCAUGAAUAAACUGCUUGGUAAACUAUACACUGAGUCUUCAUGCACGACAAUGUGUUUGCUUCACACAUUAGAUUAGAUUAAGAGCAGGAUGUGGGAUAAAAAAAUAGACGGGAAGAAGAAGUGGAGGGUAUCUUUGCACAGAUACUGUUACCAGCGCCCUUUUGUCUUCAGCGUGAAGAAUUUGCUCGGUAAAUUUUAUACUGAGUCUUCAUGCAUGACAAGGUGUUUGCUCCACUCAUCAAAUAAAAGUACGAGGAGGAUGAGGGAUAGAAAAGGAAACAGGAAGAGGAAAUAGAGGGUUUCUUUGCACAGAUACUGUUACCAGCACUCCUUCGCUGUGACCCCGUCCAUGACAGUAAUCAUAGUAAACAGCUGUGUGCUGUCUGUGUCACUUAGGUCCAUUUGUUUACUAAUCGUAUAAGACUGACAGUAUGAAGUUCAAGUGACCCUAAGAGACAGGGUGGAUGCAACUUGAGUGUUUGGGCCUUAUUUCUGACAUCAGCAUCAAUGCCUCCAAAGCUUUCAUCUGGGGUUUAACCGUCUGUCUGUCGGUGGGCCAUGGUGGGUAUCUGAUCACUUCCUGACUGAAGCAGAUAACUUGCCCGACCUGUAAACACGCCCGCUGAUGUGCAAAGCCCCCGAAAAGUCAGUGAAUAUGUGGAAACAGCUGGACAUUGAAGAGACAUUUUGGUUGAAAGAAAAAACUGAGUUUGUCACAUGGUGGGCGGUGAUGAGGAACACCCCUUUUUUGUUUUGUUAACACUUUUUCCUUUUGCAUUGAGUUGUUUUUAUAAGUUAUUUGAGUCAGCUUAACUCACCUGCCCUGUUAUAACUGCUCUGUUUGACUAUUUUGUUGUGUUUCUGCAUUAAGAUGAAUCAAACCUGAGCACUACACAUCAUCCCUUGACAUCUGGUGACUUAUUUGUCACACUGUAGGAGGAAACGCCCUGCUUGAGGUUUCCUCUGUGUAAAAAUACCAUUUCCUGUGUUCUGACAACACACCAAUUAUUCAAGCACCAAUCAAACUCUGGGGUCUCAUGUCUGUCCCUUGACUUCAUCUUAUCACAGUCAUUUUUUCACCUCUUUUCCACUUUUAUUGCAUGUUUCAAUCUGAGGUGCAUAUGCACGUGUUUGGUGAGGGGAUAAAAAGCAAGCAUUUUUGAACAGGCGGCACCUGGUGUGGAUGGGACGUGGCUUUAGAGCUGAAACAAGAUUCUACAGUCAUUUCUUUUUCAAUCAGGCUUCAUUUUUUCAGAGUGCAACAUGCAAGCACAAAGGUGAUAAAGUUUGUACAUGCUGUAAGAUGUUUGAAAUGUCUCUGCUAUGUCCUAAAAGUGCAAUAUGCAUCUGCCAAAUUCAUACUCUAAAUAGGGGGCAGUAUGAAAUAAGAGCAUUAUAUCUAAUAGCCAUUUUAUUUCAUAACUGUCAUGUUCACUAUAAUUUAACAUGUUUUGCACAUAAGCAGACCUCCAAAAGGUUUCCUCCGUCAGACGUUCAAACAUGUAACCGUGUUGCAUGUCCACAGACAUCCGAGAGGUGUCCAAAUCAGACAUUACGAUACUAAAUCUGUUUUGACAUCCAUGUGGUUCAUUAGCCAGAUGUUUCAGCACUUAACCUGUGUUGUAACUCUAUAGUUGUCCAAGAUACGUCCCAGUUAGACCUUCAGAUACGAAACCUGUUUUGAGUGUCCACAGACAUUUGCAACCUCUGGGGUCAUAUAAACAUUUCUGUUGUAUGUGCUUUGAUUACCUCUGCUUAAAUACCCUGCUGUUACAUUAGCGUGCGCGUGUGAUUGGCUGCAGGUGUGUCUGAUCGUAGGUUGUCCGGGGAACUCGUUAUCUCCAGCCUUGAAGCCAAGAGUUUGACGGCCAGCUCUUCCCACUUCCCGUGGGCUCUCCUCUCUCAGCCAGAUGGCUGGCAUGACUG
Acanthopagrus latus (yellowfin seabream) is the source of this 3731-nucleotide messenger RNA. Its product is annotated as potassium voltage-gated channel subfamily V member 2-like. Gene Ontology annotation, molecular function: delayed rectifier potassium channel activity. The coding region runs from base 49 to 1590 and encodes 513 amino acids. The transcript has 2 exons. Gene Ontology annotation, cellular component: membrane; voltage-gated potassium channel complex. The record is from RefSeq and is a predicted model, not a curated record. Gene Ontology annotation, biological process: protein homooligomerization; potassium ion transmembrane transport. NCBI's taxonomy places the organism in Eukaryota, Metazoa, Chordata, Actinopteri, Spariformes, Sparidae.